Carassius carassius (crucian carp) is the source of this 1488-nucleotide messenger RNA. RefSeq names its product homeobox protein Hox-A9a-like. NCBI's taxonomy places the organism in Eukaryota, Metazoa, Chordata, Actinopteri, Cypriniformes, Cyprinidae. The coding region runs from base 281 to 1036 and encodes 251 amino acids. The record is from RefSeq and is a predicted model, not a curated record. Gene Ontology annotation, biological process: embryonic skeletal system morphogenesis; proximal/distal pattern formation; regulation of transcription by RNA polymerase II. Gene Ontology annotation, molecular function: DNA-binding transcription factor activity, RNA polymerase II-specific; RNA polymerase II cis-regulatory region sequence-specific DNA binding. The transcript is spliced from 2 exons. Gene Ontology annotation, cellular component: nucleus.
GUUUUGGAGAAGAUUAGAACCAAAAGACGUUUUUUCAUUUUCCCUUUCACAGAAAUUCCAUUGAUUUUUUUUUUCUAUCUUUUUUAUUGUUCUGUUCCACUGGUCACGUGUGCACCUCACCCAAUCAAAUGGCAGUUUGCUCUCAACUUAUUAGCUGACUAGGGCUUUGUGUGGGGGAAGUUGCCUCUCCAUUUUCACAUAUUGUUAUUUUGUGAGCGUGUUACUGUAUGUGUGUGUUAGUGUUUUUAUGUGUGUGUAUACAUGAGAGUGCGUCCCUGCCAUGUCGACAUCCGGAGCUCUGACAGGAUAUUAUGUUGACUCUCUUGUUAUGCCGGACAUCGAGGAGUCUCGCUUCUCCUCAGGUUCAGGGCUCAUUCAGCACAGGCCCUCCGUUCUACCCACAGACCAUACAGAGCUCGGUCCCUGCACAUUCCCGGCAAAGCAACCCGUUUAUGGUGGCUCGGGUUGGGGCCACAUCCCCACGCAUUUCUCCAGUGGUGUACCGUCAGUGUAUCAGCCGCAUACGCAACCUCCAGUAGCUGGGGAUUACGUGCAGUCUUGGCUCUUGGACUCUGCAUGUGGGCUGCCUCUCACUGAGCUACCGACGGUCCAUCACCACUAUCAUACCAAACCUGAUACAAACAGAACGAAUGAUAAAGGCACAGAGGCCAGUUCACACGCCGUGCUCCCUUCUGGAGACUUCAGUAACGGAGGAUGUUCUACCGACACCGAGACAGCGUCUGGCCGGACUGCUGAUAAGGGAGGAGAUGUACAGGAGAAACCAGGCGCCGAUCCAGACAACCCUGUGUCCAACUGGCUUCACGCGAGCUCCACGCGUAAAAAACGAUGUCCUUAUACUAAGCACCAGAUCCUCGAGCUGGAGAAAGAGUUUUUAUUUAACACUUACCUCACGCGCGACCGGCGGUACGAGGUCGCCCGUCUACUGAACCUCACGGAGAGACAGGUCAAAAUUUGGUUCCAAAACCGCAGGAUGAAGAUGAAAAGAUUCAACAAAGAUGGAACGAAGGACGACUAAGAAUUUAGCACUUCGUGUAGGUUAGGAUGUGAGAUUAUCCAUCCUUUUAUUGAAAUGAUAAUUUCGUGGGAUUUUACAUUAGGCCUAGGUCUUGUGUUUGCCUAUUCAAGUAUUUUCUUAAAGCAUGCUGAGAUCCAAUAGUUUUAUCUAUAGAUAAUCUAAUAUAUUAAACUAUUUGGAUCAGGCUAUUUGUUUGUCAUAAGUGGUUCCAUCUUAAUGAACACCGCACAAAUCUGUUUUUCAGACGUAUGUUUAAAUACUCGCUAACACAGCAUUCUUCACAAUUCCGUAUUUCAUUUGGACCAAAUUUAUUAGUAGCCUAACAUGUCGGGAAAAAAAGUGUAUUCCCCUUCAAUUGUAGUUUGUAUGUGUGUUAUUUCGGGCCGCAAUUUACAGUUUUCUUAUGUUCUGUAGCGUUUCCUAAAUUUUCACUAUAAAAAAAUGGGCCCAGG